This is a messenger RNA of Zychaea mexicana, 3789 nucleotides long. RefSeq names its product chitin synthase-domain-containing protein. Bases 1 to 3462 code for a protein of 1153 amino acids. Gene Ontology annotation, molecular function: chitin synthase activity. Gene Ontology annotation, cellular component: cell septum; cell periphery. The transcript is spliced from 4 exons. The record is from RefSeq and is a predicted model, not a curated record. NCBI's taxonomy places the organism in Eukaryota, Fungi, Mucoromycota, Mucoromycetes, Mucorales, Lichtheimiaceae.
AUGGCCUUUGUCGGCUUUUUGACAUUUGGCUUUACACAAACCGUAUGCCCACGGCCCCCUCUCAGUUUCCGAGUAAACAAAAUCAACAGCGGCUAUGUCAUUGUUCACGGCUGGGCCUACAUGUUGGCCUCAUGGAACGACCAUCCCAUCAUUGCGGAACUGACAGACGAACCGACCAACCCAGUCUAUCCACCUAUCGAUGCAGGCGGAAAAGACGCUUCGUUUCUGUUUCAAAGCGACGAGCAAGGCGUCUGCACCAAUGUCUUCACUCCCAAAAUUAGUGGACAGCCUCAACAAACCGAUGGAAUCUAUUUUCCUUGCCAGCUCUUUGAUCCAAUGACAACAAAUGUCAAUGUUCCCAGCAGCUCGAGCUAUACGAAUCAGACCGGGUGUCACAAGUCGCAAAAGGCUCGCGACGCAUUCAAAUCCAUGCAAGAGUACGGUGUGCCCAAUGGCAAAGGCGGAUACGACAAAGCGGGUCGUGUAUAUUACGAUUGGGAAGAUAUUGCUGGAUCAACCAACUUGGCGGUCUAUAACAGUCAUGUGUUAAAUCUCGACCUGUUGCGCGCACUGCCUUUGGAUAGAUUCAAUGUACCUUCUGCGGGUCUCAUCGAGCAAGCCUUGGGCAAUACUGCUGCUACUGCACCAGGCCUUGGCGGCCAAGAUCUGACCCGACUCAUCGCAUCCCAUCGCGAGUCCGGCAGUCUCUGGCGUCAAGAAGCUAGCUGUUUGAUGCACAUUAUCAAAGUUGGCGAAAUCGACACCAAGAGUGUAGGAUGCAUUGCAUCCGAUGUCGUGCUCUACGUCUCGCUCGUAGUCAUUCUCGGUGUGAUCCUUGUCAAAUUCGUCCUGGCCGUCGCGUUUGGAUGGUUCUUGUCCUGGCGUCUUGGCAACUUUAAAGAAGCCGGAUCGUACAGGGACCGCAUGGAGCGCGACGAAGAAAUCGAAAACUGGGCUUCAGAAAUCAACAGACCUGCCGAUGCCAUUCGUCCACAGGAAAGACAACAACAGCAACGCUAUUCCGUUGCUUCGAAUCCUUACGCGAUCGGCAAAUCCAAGCGAAAAACAUUGAUGCCACGCACCUCUCGAUUCACUCAACCCGAACCCGGUACAACUCAUUUCAAUGGGAACCCAGAACGACCCGUCAGUACCAUUUGGAGAAACUCGCCAAGGUAUUUUUUUUCACGUUAUCUGGGCACAUCCAUGGUGUUGGGAGACAAUAACGGCAGCUGUCUCUCAUUACGUCGACCGAGCGAUGUCACGCCAUCGUCACGACCAUCCACCCUUUCCGACUCGACCAACAUGUCCAAUUCAACCGUCGCCGUAUGUCCCUUUCCCGUUUCACGCCAUGCUGUGCCACAGCCCAAACCAGAAUUCAUGCCGUUUGGCUUUGCCCUGACGCACACCAUCUGUCUUGUCACGUGCUAUUCCGAAGGGGUUGACGGGCUGCGAACAACCUUGGACUCCAUCGCGACGACCGACUAUCCCAACUCGCACAAGCUUAUCCUUGUCAUUGCAGAUGGCAUGAUCACUGGCCACGGUAACGACAAGUCCACGCCAGACAUUUGCGUGUCAAUGAUGGAAAACUUUUUGGUCGAACCGGACGAAGUCGAACCGUACUCAUAUGUUGCUAUUGCUGACGGUUCCAAGCGGCAUAAUAUGGCCAAGGUCUACAGUGGCUUCUAUAAAUACGACGAUACUACCGUAGACCCAUCGCAACAGCAACGCGUGCCAAUGAUUACCAUUGCAAAAUGUGGUACACCUGAAGAAGCAAACGAUCGCAAACCAGGCAAUCGUGGCAAGCGCGACUCCCAAGUCAUUUUAAUGUCUUUCCUGCAAAAGGUUAUGUUUGACGAGCGCAUGACGAUGCUCGAGUACGAGUUCUUUAACAAUAUUUGGCGAGUCACUGGUGUCAGCGCUGACAAGUAUGAGAUUUGUCUCAUGGUGGAUGCCGAUACCAAGGUGUAUCCGGAUGCUUUGUCGCGCUUGAUUAGCUGUAUGGUGAACGAUGAAGAAGUAGCCGGAUUGUGCGGCGAAACGAAAAUCGGAAACAAGACAGACAGCUGGGUGUCGAUGAUUCAAGUGUUCGAGUACUAUAUUUCUCAUCACCAAAGCAAGGCGUUCGAGUCAAUAUUUGGCAAUGUUACCUGCUUGCCGGGCUGCUUCUGUAUGUAUCGUAUCAAGGCCCCCAAGGGUGCAAAUGGUCACUGGGUACCGAUUCUAGCCAAUCCAGAUAUCAUCGAGCACUAUUCCGAAAACGUCGUUGACACGUUGCACAAAAAGAAUCUGCUGCUUUUGGGCGAGGAUCGGUACCUGUCGACACUCAUGCUCAGGACAUUCCCGCGACGCAAGAUGUUGUUUGUCCCUCAAGCCGUCUGCAAAACUGUCGUGCCAGACUCAUUCCGAGUGCUCUUGUCGCAACGCCGUCGAUGGAUUAACUCGACCAUCCACAACCUGUUUGAGCUUCUGCUCGUCUCUGACCUUUGCGGUACCUUUUGCUUUUCUAUGCAAUUUGUCGUCUUUAUGGAACUUGUAGGCACGUUGGCACUGCCCGCCGCCAUUUCAUUCACCCUUUACCUUAUCAUUCUUGCCAUCUUGGGCCAACCCGCCGUUGUGUCGCUUAUCCUACUGGCUCUCAUUCUGGGUUUACCAGCUGUGCUGAUCGUGAUGACUAGUCGCAAGAUUGUGUAUGUCGGCUGGAUGUUUAUAUAUCUAUUCAGCUUACCCAUUUGGAACUUUGUGCUCCCGACUUAUGCUUAUUGGCACUUUGACGAUUUCACAUGGGGUGAAACACGUAAAGUAGAGGGCAGUGGAAAAGACGAAGCGCAUGGCGACAAGGAAGGCGAGUUUGACAGCUCCAAGAUCACCAUGAAGCGAUGGAAUGAGUACGAGCGUGUGCGCAAAAUACGCGAAGCCCAAGAAAAGCAACGACGGCUUGCAGCUCAGCGAUAUAACAACAGUAACAAUCGAUACAGCUACUAUCCGUCAAGGCCAUCAUCUCCUCCAAGAAAUUUCUUGCCACCUGUAAUGCCGUUCUCUUCGUAUCAGCGUGAUAGCGAGGACGACUGGAUGGAAGAGUACAUGGAUCCCCCAGAGCCAUUGAUGCUACCCGAUACACGAUUACCUAUGCCACGAUAUCACAUGGAACAAGACGAAAAAGAAGAAGACUGGGAGACCAGCGUAAUUCGAUCCAUGGAAUCGUCAGCUAAACCAGCCCCACCACCUCCAUCAGCAUCGCCUCCGCCCGAGUUGCCACCUAAAUCAGAUGAUAACGACAAUGUCAGCACGCAGAGCACCGAUUUGGAACGGACGGACGGACGAGAAGAAUCAGAGGAAGAAGCCAGCACGACAGUUGCUCCGCAUGAUGAAGAUGACGACGACGAUCAUCUCCGUCAGCAUAGCGAGAGCGAGCAUAACGACUGUGGUACCGACGAGCAUCAUCCGACAAGCAGAUCAAGAUAAUAGAAGAGCUGGAUAUAUUAACCACUGCCGUUCUAGCACGCAUUUGUCUACUAGAAUAUUCCGGAACUGAGACCAAUCCUCAGUAGUAGCAUUACCCUUUCAAUUUAUCUUUCUUUUUUUGCACGAAACACACGCACACACUAUAUACCAUAUGAUAUACAUUAUCGCCAUUACCAUCAACGCACAUUUCCAAAAGCAAACUUAGCAAUACCAAUUCACAUUUUGCAUACCCUUCACAGAAACAGCAACAACACAUGCUACUAGUAUUCGCUUUUCCAUAUUACCAUACACUAAUCCAUUACAUCCUCUUCUUCUUGCUAUCUCUUU